This is a messenger RNA of Scedosporium apiospermum, 2442 nucleotides long. Its product is annotated as putative aconitate hydratase 2. Gene Ontology annotation, molecular function: aconitate hydratase activity; 4 iron, 4 sulfur cluster binding. Gene Ontology annotation, biological process: tricarboxylic acid cycle. The transcript is spliced from 2 exons. NCBI's taxonomy places the organism in Eukaryota, Fungi, Ascomycota, Sordariomycetes, Microascales, Microascaceae. Gene Ontology annotation, cellular component: cytosol; mitochondrion. The record is from RefSeq and is a predicted model, not a curated record. The coding region runs from base 1 to 2442 and encodes 813 amino acids.
AUGGCGCCAAUUGACCUUGCCAGGCACUCUGGCCACCUCACCAGGGGCCUCGUCCAGCGGGGCCUGCUCCGCCCAUCCACAUUACGAGCCUCUUCCUACGCGAGACGAUACUCGACUUCUCCGGGCUACGGUCUCCCGACGCCGGUCUACGAGAAGCUCUAUAACAAAUACACGCAGGUUCGACGAGUCCUCGGUGCCCAGAGACUAACCCUCGCCGAAAAGAUCCUCUACAGCCAUCUCGACAACCCCGAGGAGACGCUCCUGACGAACACGGACAAUGGCAAGAGCGUCCGCGGAAAGGCGAAUCUGCGCCUUAACCCCGACCGUGUGAACAUGCAGGACGCUUCGGCCCAGAUGGCUCUGUUGCAAUUCAUGUCUUGCAACCUCGCCAAGCCCGCCAUCCCCGCCAGUAUUCACUGCGACCAUCUUAUUGUGGGAUCUAAGGGAGCCGAGGACGACCUUUCGGCCGGCAUCCAGACGAAUAAGGAGGUUUUCGACUUUUUGGAGUCGGCGGCCAAGAAGUACGGCAUGGACUUUUGGCCGCCCGGUGCGGGUAUUAUCCACCAGACCGUCCUAGAGAACUACGCCAUUCCCGGUCUCAUGAUGCUGGGAACCGACAGUCACAGCCCCAACGCCGGCGGUCUCUGUACGAUAACUAUCGGCGUCGGUGGCGCCGAUGCCGUCGAGGCCCUCGUUGGCGCUCCUUGGGAGCUUAAGGCGCCCAAGAUUCUCGGUGUCAACCUGACGGGUAAGCUCAACGACUGGGUUUCCCCCAAGGACGUCAUUCUCAACCUCGCUGGCCAAUUGACCGUGCGGGGCGGUACCGGCUUCAUCAUCGAGUACUUCGGCCCAGGCGUCGAGACCCUCAGCUGCACGGGUAUGGCGACCAUCUGCAACAUGGGUGCCGAAGUCGGCGCCACGACCUCCAUCUUCCCCUAUACCGCCGCUUCAAGCCGAUACCUCGAGGCGACCCGCCGUGCGCAGGCCAGCAAGAACGCCGAGGCUCUGCAAGCCUUCCCUGGAAAGGAUGCCCCCGAAGACCUGUACUUCAAGUUCCGGGCCGACGCCGGUGCCGAGUACGACCAAGUCAUCAACAUCAACCUCUCUGAGCUCGAGCCUUACAUCAAUGGUCCUUUCACGCCCGAUCUCGCGACACCCCUCUCCAAGUUCAAGGAGGUUAUCAAGGAGGAGUCGUGGCCCGAGAAGCUGUCUGCUGGACUCAUUGGAAGCUGCACCAACAGUUCGUACGAGGAUAUGACCCGUGUCGAGAGCCUCCUCAAGGACGCUGCGGCGGCGGGACUCAAGCCAGCGGCGGACUUUUACAUCACACCCGGUAGUGAGCAGAUUAGGGCCACCCUCGAGCGUGACGGCACUCUGGAGACCUUUGAGAAGGCCGGCGGUAUCGUCCUAUCCAAUGCCUGCGGCCCCUGCAUUGGCCAGUGGCAGCGCCAGGACGGCGUCACCAAGGGCACCCCGAACGCCAUCCUCACUUCUUAUAACCGAAACUUCCGCGGCCGGAACGAUGGUAACCCCCAAACGAUGAACUUCUUGGCGUCGCCCGAGAUCGUCACUGCUAUGGCCUUUGCCGGCUCGACCACCUUUAACCCCAUGACCGACUCUAUCAAGACCCCCGACGGCAAGGACUUCCGCUUCUCCCCCCCCAAAGGCCUCGAGGGUCCUCCUUCGCCCUUCGUCGCCGGCGAGGAGAAGCUCCUUCCCCUCUCCCAGCCCGCCAACGCCGACGUCGCCAUCGCCAUCGCCCCCACUUCCGACCGUCUCGCUCUCCUCGAACCCUUCGACGCCUUUCCCGAAGGCGACCUGACGGGCCUCAGGGUCCUCGUCAAGGUGACGGGCAAGUGCACGACGGACACCAUCUCAGCCGCGGGCCCCUGGCUCAAGUACAAGGGCCAUCUCCCCAACAUUAGCACCAACACGCUCAUGACGGCCGUCAACGCCGAGACGGGCGAGGUUAACGCGGCGUACGACCUCGACGGCUCGAAGCACACGAUUCCUGAACUGGGCCAGCUUUGGAAGGAGCGCGGACAGCCGUGGCUCGUGGUGGCUGAGCAUAACUACGGCGAAGGCAGCGCGCGAGAGCACGCGGCGCUGCAGCCGAGGUAUCUCGGUGCGCGGGUGGUGCUGGUCAAGUCCUUCGCGCGUAUCCACGAGACGAACCUCAAGAAGCAGGGUGUCGUCCCGCUUACGUUCGAGAACGAGGCUGACUACGACCUCAUCGGUGCCGGCGAUGAGGUUAGCACCGUGGGACUGUACGAGAUGUUGCAGAACGGCGGCAAGGGAGACGUUAGUCUGCUGGUGAAGAAGAAGGAUUCGGGCGAGGAGGUGACGAUUAGGACGAAGCAUGCGGUGAGCGAGGACCAGGCUGGGUUUAUCCUUGCGGGAAGUGCUCUUAAUCUGCUGUCGAAGCAGGCGUCGUCGGCUUAA